CCAGCCAAACUUUCCAUCCAAGGUGCCCUCUCGUCCACCUUAAUUUCCAGAGCAAUUACGUAGAAUGAGUUAUCAUCUUAACUUGAUGCUCUUGAUACAUAGAAUUUUCUAUCAUCUUGACUUGAUGCCCUUGCCCUUCAUUGUUUUCCUCUCAACAUGCCUCAUGUUAUUCCUACUGAAUAUUAAACAAAAACCAUCACAGAGGCUCCCUCCUGGCCCGUCCAAGCUGCCUCUCAUCGGCAACUUGCACCAGCUCGGAGACAAACCCCAUCUUUCCCUCAAGCGCCUAGCCGACAAACAUGGCCCCCUCAUGUUCUUGCAGCUCGGUUCCGUCCCCACCGUCGUCGUCUCGUCGGCCCGCAUUGCCAGAGAGAUGUUCAAGACUGGCGAUCACCUUAUCUCCGCCCGCCCGGUCCAGUAUGUUCCCAAGAAGAUCACGUAUGACUGCUCCGACAUCGUCUUCGGUUUCUCCGGCGAGCACCGCCGGGAGCUGAAGAGGAUCGCCAUGUUGGAGGUACUGAACGCGAAGAGAGUCCAGAAGUUUGGGGCCAUACGUGGUGAGGAGGUGAAGUCCAUGAUUGAUGCCGUGGCUGGUUGUUGGAGCCAGGUGAUCAAUUUAAGCGAUUUGGCACUUUCACUGGCCAAUAAUGUAAUAUGUAGAGUAGCUUAUGGGGAGGAGAUCCGUGAGAAAGAAGGUGACAAGAACAGGUUUCUCCAAGUUCUUCAAGAAAUGCAGCAUUUGCUGGGUGUUUUUGGGGUUGCCGAUUUCUUUCCGUGGAUGGGGUGGCUCAACAAGUUCAAUGGCCUUGACGCGAAGCUAGACAAGAACUUCAAUGAAUUGGACAAGUACUUUGAUAAAGUGCUGGAACAGCACCGUGAUCUUCCCAAGCGUGAGCAUGAGGAUAAGGAUCUCGUCCAUGCUUUGCUUCAUAGGCAAAGGGAUCCAAGUCAAGCAAUUAUCCUCCGUAAUGAACAUAUUAAGGGGCUCUUGUCAGACAUGUUCAUUGCAGGCUCUGAUACUGCAGCAGCAACAAUCGUAUGGAUAAUGGCCGAGCUGGUCAGGAACCCAACAGCGAUGAAAAAAGCCCAAGACGAGGUUCGAGCUGUUGCAAAUGGCAAACCGGAGGUGUUAGAAAGCGAUCUUCCAAGACUUGUUUACAUGAAGAUGGUGAUAAAGGAGGGACUGAGACUGCACCCAGCGGCGCCAUUGUUGAUCCCUCGAGAAACUACGGACACCUUCACGGUUGGAGAGUACGAGAUCCCCGCGAAAACAAGGCUGUUCGUGAAUGCAAAGGCCAUAGCUACGGAUCCAAAUAGCUGGGAAGAUCCGAAUGAGUUCAGGCCCGAAAGGUUCAUGGGUAGCUCCAUCGAUUUCAAAGGCCACAACUUCGAGUUCUUACCAUUCGGGUUUGGUAGGAGGAUUUGCCCUGGAAUCAGCUUUGCUACGGUGCUCGUUGAGCUUGCAGUUGCUAAUCUUCUGUGCUGCUUUGAUUGGUCACUGCCGGAGGGGAUGAGAGCAGAAGACAUGGACAUGGAGGAAACAGUUGGGAUUGUAAUGCAUAAGGAAACUCCUCUUUGCCUCGUGGCUUCCCCUCCAAGUUAAAUUGGUUUAUGCAUGUCUCUACCACAAGGCAACUGAGGGAAAAAUAAAAUUAUUUAACUAAAUUUGUAGAACCUCAAGCUUGAAUGUAUUAUAGGGCUUGUAGCUGUAAGAUCCAAAUAAAUAUUGAUGCUCUUUGUGGUCCCUUGAGGGGGGAAAAUGUAUGACCAUAUAUAAAUAUGAUAAAUGUUACCCUCUGAAUUAUUGAAUGA
Diospyros lotus (date-plum) is the source of this 1812-nucleotide messenger RNA. RefSeq names its product cytochrome P450 71A9-like. Gene Ontology annotation, molecular function: iron ion binding; oxidoreductase activity, acting on paired donors, with incorporation or reduction of molecular oxygen; heme binding. NCBI's taxonomy places the organism in Eukaryota, Viridiplantae, Streptophyta, Magnoliopsida, Ericales, Ebenaceae. Bases 65 to 1603 code for a protein of 512 amino acids. The record is from RefSeq and is a predicted model, not a curated record. The transcript has 2 exons.